Molecule: messenger RNA, 656 nt
Organism: Anoplophora glabripennis (Asian longhorned beetle)
Lineage: Eukaryota; Metazoa; Arthropoda; Insecta; Coleoptera; Cerambycidae
Product: jupiter microtubule associated homolog 1
Exons: 2
Coding region: 97-396 (99 amino acids)
Cellular component (GO): nucleus
Source: RefSeq, a predicted model, not a curated record
UUAUAAAGCAGAAGGCAGCAGUGACAAAGGUUGAGUCGCUUACGGGGUAGAUUGAAUAGAACGGUUCUUUGUGAGGAAACUUUGUAAAAUUCCAGAAUGACUUCAACCAGCUUCAACGUAGGUUUAGGUGACGGCUCCAGAAGUUCUAGUAGAGUUUUGAGGCCCCCGGGUGGCGGACACACCGACAUCUUUGCGGGAGCAGAGCCCCUGCAGGUUCGAAAAGACAACGGACGCAACGCGUCCUCCAUCCUGGAAGGUACCAAUUCCAACGCCGUUCCACCGAGCCCAGUUAAGGCCCCAGCGCCUCCCCAGCCCCCAACAACCAAUAAUGAACCGGCCGCAGCACCGGCGCGCGGCAGGGUUCCACCAGGGGGCUUCUCUUCGGGGCUCUGGUGAACGAAGUUACCAAAUAUGAGACUUGUCGCUUCAUGUACUUACUUGUGUGCAACUUCCUUCCUAUGUGAUACGGGAAAGCCAAAUAUUCAUAAUUUUAAAUUUGCAUAAGGCUUUCGACUAAAAUUUCUCCUGACUGUAAUGUUUUUAUCAAUAUUUUAAAUUCGUGUUACUUUGCAAAACUUGUGUACAAUUUUAACAAAGUAUGUUUUUUAACGACUGCUAUAAAUUUGAUACUUUUUGUAAUAAAUGUUUGGAAACUU